Messenger RNA from Stomoxys calcitrans (stable fly), 6891 nucleotides. RefSeq names its product protein BCL9 homolog (gene lgs). The record is from RefSeq and is a predicted model, not a curated record. Lineage: Eukaryota; Metazoa; Arthropoda; Insecta; Diptera; Muscidae. The transcript has 3 exons. Bases 199 to 6561 code for a protein of 2120 amino acids.
UUGUUUUAUUCACUAAAAGUCGACUUCGACUCUGAGAAAUUUAUAUUCUGAAUAGAAAAUAAAAAUAUAGUGGAGAACUCAUUUUGCAAUUAAGAGAGGAUAAACUAAGAAUUUUUAUCUUCAAUUGAUAUUUAAGUAUGCAUGGGUAUUAGCUUCGUGGAUUGGCAUUGGUGAAUAGUGAAUACAGCUGAAAAUAUAAUGGAUGUCAAUGUGCAAGGUUUAGAAGAUAACAACGUGAGGCAAACUCAAGACAUUUCUAGUUUCCCCGAACAACAGGAUUUACCACCCAUAAACCAACAUACAAAAACUGCCACCAACAGUCCGUGCGAGGAGGAGGCAGCAUCAUUUCCGAAAACAGAAAGUAGUCCCAUGGCCCUGGAAGGAGAUAUUGAAAAUUUGGGCAACUCUAACGGCCCAUCCACAACAACCACAUCUCCCAACUCAAAAAUUCAACAGCAAGUCCCCAUGAACAAAGUGAACACCAAUGUAUCCUUACCCAAAUCUGUUAGAGAUGAGAAAGACAUUAAGAAAGAAGAAAAUACAAUGUCACCUCAAAAUGUUUCCCCCAUGAGCAAAAAUGAUGAAAAUGGAAACGACGAUGCACAGGAACGUUCCAAGAGUGUCGGUUCAGCACCAACAGGAGGCCCAACAAAUAUUACUCCGAACCUAGAUGGAGUUAGCACCAAUAUGGGAAUGAGUCCCAAUUCAAAUUCAGAUGUUUUUAAUUCUAAUUCAAAUAUUCAAAACUUACCCAGAAAUUUGAAUCCUUUUAAUGGAAACAACUCUAAAUUUAAUUUUCCUGUGCAAGGUGAGAGCCAAGGUCCAAUGAAUCCCGCUAAUAGUGGUGGUGGCGGCGAAUUUAUGCAGCAACAAAAUCACGUCUUCGUCUUUUCUACACAACUUGCCAACAAAAGUGCCGAGGCAGUAAUUAGUGGUCAAUUUCCGACUAUCAUAGCAUAUCAUUGCAUGCAACCAUCUACCAAGUUGUUUUUGGAAGACUUUUUAAAAAAUCCAACAAAAACGUCAAAGCAGCAAAGGCAAUAUUCAAUGAAUAUAAUGAAUUUAAUGCAAUCAGGUGGGCUAAAUCGUGGUGGAGCACAGCAAUUCUGGUUAAAUGAUUGCAAUAAUUCGAACAAAAUGGCACAAAGGCCCGCACUGCGAAAUGCUGGUAUAAAUAAGAAUGCAACGGGAUGGGACCAAUCAACUGGAUUAGAUAAUAAGGUGACUGGGUCUGUAAAUGCAUUGGAAGGAUUCGACACACAUCAAAUGUGUGGUAUUAAGGAUGAUGAUAAAUCAAAUGUUCCCUCUUUACAAGGAGUGAAAGUUCCAGAUGAAAAUCUUACUCCCCAACAACGUCAGCAUCGAGAGGAGCAAUUGGCUAAGCUGAAGAAAAUGAAUAAGUUUCUGUUUCCUGAAAAUGAAGGCCAUGAUUUGCAUCCAUCACUGGCCAAUAGCAGUUCAGUACCAAGCGAAGCCUCAACAAGUAGCUUGCCUGUCUCUGCGGAUUCGCUACAUACUGCAGGUCAGGAGAAUAAUGCUGCAGGAAAUGCUGGAAAAUAUAUAACGGCUAACCAAGGUGGUAUUGACAGUGUACCGCAUUUGGGCGAUGACGCCAAUACUGGCGAAUCAUCAAAUAUUGGUGUCAUGCAGACCCAUAAACAACAGGGAUGUAUUGGUAAAAUUGAUACAAAUAUUAAGUCAAUAAACUCUAGAAGCCGAGGAGAUGAGCAAAUUAAUACAAGUAUUGAAGGUAACCAAGAUAUGACGUCUUCCUUUAACCUUAACAAUUGUCCUCAAACAGAAGCGGAUGCGCUAGCCCGUGGUUCAUCGAAUGUGACCAUGCCCCAAGAGGAAUGGGCUAAGUUUCAGAAUAGCCCAUUCGGAGAUAAUUUCAAAUUCAAAGACACAAAAUCUCUUAAUAACCCUGGUAUUUUGAUGGAUAAUUCCAUUCCUGGUCAACAGAACUCAUCUUUAUCUCGUUCACUUUCUAUAGGUGUUUCUGGAUUCGGAAUGCAAACUUGUCCUAAUUCUGGACCAAGUCCAACAAAUCGCAAUAACAACGGUCCCCCUCCUCCAUACCAUCAAACUCAGCGCUCUGCUUCAGUUCCGAUAUCAACACAAUCACCAACUCACUCAAAUGCUAAUAACGUUAACACAGAUAUGGGUCUUUCUCCGCAUGCAUCCCGACCACCUUUCGGCAUAUCUUCUACACCUCCGAAUGUUGAAGGCUCAAGUUCUGCUCCACCUGUGAAUAAUCCCUCGAAUACAUCUACAACGCCUUUUGGAGGAAACGUAAAAAACAUUUAUUCACGGGAUGGUCCAAAUCUUGCCAACCCGACUCAGAUGUACAAUUCUCACAAUGCGGCGAAUCUUGGUAAUAUGGCAGCAAAUUCAGCAUCACACUCUCUUGCACACAUGUCGCACAAUGAAAUGGAUUCAAUGAAUCCUUGCCACAAAUUGAAAAGAAACAGCCCACAGAAAAGCAAGAGUCCUCUAAUCAACGAAAUGCAAGCUAAUGCUGGCAUGGAAUCGAAGUAUACAAAUUUUGGAUUAAACUAUCCCAAUUGCGGGAUGCCCCCAGUGAACGCUCAAAAUAUGAGACAAAAUAUGCAAAUGCCACCACAAUUCUGUCGUAGAGUUGACAAUAUACCAUUAAAUCCCAACUGCAAUCGUGUUAAUCAAAGUAAAGCUGUUAGCAAUUUUGAUCCUAUUGCUUCUUUAGCCCAAAUGUCUCAGCAGUUGACGGGCAGUGCCAUGGGGUUAAGUACAAUAGGCGGAGGGGGUAAUAACCCCUCACUUAUGGACGUUAACACAGGGGAGAUGAUGGGAGGACCAUCCUCUAGUAGAGCAAAUGAUCAUCCCUUGGACCAUUGCAACCAAAUGCCUAACAAUAAUAUGGGAUUAGGCGGUUUAGGCGUUCGUCCAGGCCAAUUUCCUUCGGAAAUGAAUGGUAUGGAUCCAAUGGACCAACGCAUGUUAAAUGGAAAACUGGGAUUACCGCCGGGACAUUUUAAUCACAAUACAUUAACAGGAGUCGGACUACGAGACUCAAGCAUUAGCGGCAAUGAUAUGAUGUCUUCAAAUCGAGCGAUGAUGGCUUCCAAUCGCCGCAUGCCCAAUAACUUCGAUAAUUUUAAUAUGUCCUCCAAUGUUCAUAUUAGGGCUAGCGCACCUAAUACAAUUCAAUACAUGCCGGCUAGAUCACAAAAUAUGAAUAAUAUGCGUGUACCGCCAAAUAUGGAAUUUUUUCAGCGUUAUCCGCACGGAAAUAUGGGACCAACAAAUUCAUCCGGUCAUAUCAAUAGCGAUUUAGCAAACCCCAAUAUGAUGAAUUUAUUCGGAAAUUGUGGACCCAAUAGAGGUGGUGGAGGAUUCGAUCAAAAUGAUUUAGGUGUGGAAAACAAUCUUAUACCUAACGAUGCAUUCAUGAAUGUACCAUUGGAAUUUGGUGUCAUGGAAUUAAAUAGACAAGAUUCUAGAUGUAAUUCACGGGGUCGACAUGGGAUGGACAUGCCUAAUAAAUUUACGGACCAAUUUGAUGGAUCUACAAUUAAGUCUGCACAUAGUCCUUGUGAAGAUGAAUCCAUUCAAAAUGUACAGAAAGCGGAAUGUGCUGGCAAUGUACGGGAAGUUGAUACUGAUAGCGCUCCUUCGGGAAGUCUUGCAUCACCAAAUUCGAAAAAAGCUUUAUCAAAGCAGGUUUCUUUGGGUAAAAUUAGGCCUAAUGCAUGUUCCAUCAAAUCUGAAAGGGAUGAACAAGAGAUUAAAAAAGAAGAUGCAUCACUAUCACCGAUAUCACCGUCGGGAUUUGUUUCUGGUUCUGGAUCUAUCAUCAAUCAAUCUAACUGUGGCAAUAAUGACAAUAGCGGCCACAUAGCACCAAAUAAAAUAAACUCACCUCUGUCAAACGAUAAGAACACUCAACUGGAGGAACGUCCCAAAAGCGCCAGUCAAGACAGCUGUGGUAUAUUGGCCAAUGCAAGUAUUAGUCCUAAGUCCCAGGAUUCGUUUAUUUCCAACAUUGCAAAAAACUUAAACGCAUUUAAUGGAAACAUAACAAAGUUUUCAAAACAAGGUGAGAAUCAUGGCAUGUUUUCGAGUGGAAGCGGUGUAGCAACAGAAUAUUUGCAGCAACAAAAUCAUGUUUUCGUGUUUUCUACUCAACUUGCCAACAAAAGCGCCGAAGCAGUGAUUACUGGACAGUACCCCACAAUCAUUGCGUAUCAUUGUAUGCAACCUUCCACCAAGUUGUUUUUAGAGGACUUUUUGAAAAAUCCGGCAAAGGCGUCUAAGAUUCAGAAACAGUAUUCCAUGAAUAUAAUGAAUUUUAUGCACUCGGGAUCAUCUAGCAGUUCUGUUGCUCAACAGUCAUAUUGGAUUAACGACUCCAAUAAAUUAUCUCACAGAUCCGCUUUACGAAAUGUGGUUAAUAAAACGAACCAAGGCUGGGAUGGAGCAUUGGAACAAGGGUGUUCUACACAAAAUCCAAUGGAAAAUUUGAACAACUCUGAAAAUUAUGAUAACAAAUCUGGACCUUGUGAUAUUAAAGUGGAAGAUAAGACAAAUGUACCAUCAUUGCAAGGAGUAAAGGUUCCCGAUGAGAAUCUUACUCCUCAACAACGCCAGCAUCGGGAAGAGCAGUUAGCAAAACUUAAGAAAAUGAACAAAUUUCUUUUCCCAGAAAACGACGGCAGCGAAUUCCAAACUGGUCAAGGUAGUAAUCUAGUACAUCAUCCAUCUGAAUCUAUUUCUGCAGCAAAUUGCUCAGAUCAAAGCAAAAUGUUUCCACCGGCCAUGCGCAAUGCUUUGGGAAAUUCGGGAAAGUGUCAAGGAAAUUCAAGUAUUGAGGGAGCGCCCGGUUUGGCUACUGAUUUGAUGGUGACAGGAGGAGGAUGUAUUCAAAAAAUUAGUAAUUCAAAUAUGACUAAGUCAAGAGGCUCAAGCGAUAUGAACAGCGAAACGAUUAGCUCAAUAAUUGAAAAUAAUACUGAAAUAGGCCAAUCGUUUAAUAUGGAUAACUGUUCAUCGUCAGAAACAGAAAACGUUAGCAGAGCGAUGAACAUAAAUAUGACCCAAGAGGAAUGGGUUAAAUUUGAGAGUAACCCUUUUCAGGAUAACUUCAAAAAUAGACUGCUAAAUUCAGGUCAACAUCCUGGUACAGUAGGCAACAAUUCAAUGAAUUGCCAACAAAAUUCUCCCAUAUCCCGUUCCCUAUCUAUGGGAGGUUCAGGUUAUAGUAUGCCCCCAAAAUCGAGCGCAGGGCCCAGCCCAAAUAGCCGUAAUAACAGUGGACCGCCACCACCGUACAACCAAACUCAACGUUCUGCUUCAGUUCCAAUAGCUACAGAAUCUCCCACAAAUGUGAAUACAAAUACAGAUAUUUCACUGCCUUCACCACAAGGGCCACGGGUAUCAUUUGGUUCACUAACUCCACCUAAUACGGAGGUUGUAAAUUCAUCGGCUACUAUCACACAUCCAACACACUCAACACCAACAGUUCUAAGUGGAAUUUCAAGUGGUACGAAUAUAAACAGUUUAAUGCAUAACAUGAACUCGAAUACUUUACCACACUUGUCACCCAGAGAAAUAGAUUGCAAAACUUCUAGUCCUCAUAAAUAUAAGGGUCCUCUAAUAAAUGAUAUGCCGGACAACAUUUGCAUGGAUCAAAAAUAUAGCAACUUUGGUUUGAAUUAUUCUGCAUGUGGCUUGCCGCCAAUUGGUCGACAAAAUAUUCAACAAAUGACUUCACAAUUUUGUCGACGCAUCGACAAUAUACCAUUAAACCCAAACUGUAACCGCAUUGGCCAAAAUAAGAAUACGAGUGGUUUUGAUCCUAUUUCAUCUCUAGCUCAGAUGUCUCAGCAGUUGACAGGUUGCGGCAUGGGGUUAAACUCAAUCGGAGGUGGAGGAGGUAGUCUUGUGGAUAGCGGAGAGUUAAUGUCGCAUACAAGCCGAGCAUCUGACCAUUCAAUUGAUCAUUGUAAUCAAAUGUCGAACGCAAAUCAUGUUGGAAUGGUUGGGCCACCGGGAAGUCGAUCAAAUCAAUUUCCAUCAGAUAUAAACAAUAUGCUGUGUGGUGAUUCUGGCCCAAUUGAUCAACGCAUGUUAAAUGGAGGGAAAAUGUGCUUACCUAACAUGCCGGGAAACUACAAUGCUAAUUCAAUGGGAGGAGUAGGCUGUAAUGACAUUAUUUCAGGAAAUAGGCCGCUGAAUCGUCGUAUGUUGCCGUCUAACUUCGACAAUUUCAACAUAUCUCCCAACAUACAUGUAAAAAUGAAUGCACCAAAUACAAUUCAGUACAUGCCAGCGAGAUCACAAAACAUCAACAAUAUGCGAGUGCAUCCUGGCAUUGAGUUUUUCCAACGUUAUUCUAAUCCUCAAAUUAUGGGAAAUAUUAACACUGGUCAUGGACUCAACGAAAUGCCGAACUCUAACAUGAUAAAUAUGUUCGGAAAUUGCAAUCAAAUUCCGCCAACAGGUAUUGGUGGAUUUGAAACACCAAACGAUUUAGAUUUAGAAGCAAAUCUAAUGCCUAACGACGAUUACAUGAACGCUCGCUGAGAAGAGCACAUUUUAAUAUGGGUAAACCCAACAACGAUUUUAAGUAUUACUUUCCAUUCUAUAAGCAUUUACAAAUGUGAAUAAACGACUUUUAUAAAAAAAUAGAUGGAAAGCUUAUUUCAAGAUAUACAUAGUAUAUACAUACAUACAUAAAUAUAUAUAUCUCAUGCAACAAUAAUGCCAUUUAAGUAUCGAUUCAUCGUAUUCAGGGGAUUGUGAGUUUUUAUAAAUCUACACUCAAGGCACCGCUUUCGAUGAAUCAAACAUACAAAAUUAACACAUUUUUGAUGAAUAAAUAUAUAAAAUAAAAAAAAAAAACAAAAAGGCAAA